Messenger RNA from Gopherus evgoodei (Goodes thornscrub tortoise), 3378 nucleotides. RefSeq names its product taste receptor type 2 member 40-like. Lineage: Eukaryota; Metazoa; Chordata; Testudines; Testudinidae. Gene Ontology annotation, cellular component: membrane. The record is from RefSeq and is a predicted model, not a curated record. Gene Ontology annotation, biological process: G protein-coupled receptor signaling pathway; sensory perception of taste; detection of chemical stimulus involved in sensory perception of bitter taste. The transcript has 3 exons. Bases 2586 to 3158 code for a protein of 190 amino acids. Gene Ontology annotation, molecular function: bitter taste receptor activity; G protein-coupled receptor activity.
AUCCCACAACACCUAGAGACGCACGCACACACACACACACGCACACACACGCACACGCUGAGCUGCCUGCACCCAGAUUGUCUCACACUUAACCCUUUCAUCCUACACCUGGAUCCCUCACACUGAGCCCCUUCACACUUGGAUCCUUCCUGGUUGAGCCUGCCUGCCUGCCCCACACCUGGAAGGGCCUUAUAUGUCCACAUCCAGUGUACAACAUGUGUCUUUGGGGCAAGGCAUGGAAACUUAUACAGAACCUGCUCUUCAUAUGCCUGUCUUAAGCAAGUGAUAUUAUUAAUCCCUCACAUUUAUCAAGUUACCUACAACACUUAAAAAUGCAUAUCUUUUCUAAUAGUAUGCUGUUUCUACAGUUUGAUAGUUCGUCAUUUUAAUUCAAUCAAAAGCGUUUAGGACAUAUUUUCUGUUUUGUGUGUGUAAUUUUCUGAGCACUGAGAACAUGCCACUUUGCAUUUUCUGUUUUACACAAUCACCUGUCCUUGUACCAUUGUAAAAUAUUUAAAUUUAAUACCAAAGGUAUUGUCUCUCAUUUUUAAGGAAAUGUUUAAUAGCAAUUUCUUGGUGCAUAUUCCAGUUUGUACAAGUAAGGAAGCUAGGGCAUACGUUCAUUGAGGUUUGUACUUUGAUUACAUGCACAAUAAAUUCCAUACAGAUACUGUAAUAUAUAUAUAUAUAAUAUUUUAAUAUGCUUUGUAAUCACUUUCAGGUGGUUGUGAUAAAACUUGCUGAUUAAUAAACUGUUAAACUACCUGUUCUUUGGGGUUUGUAAAACUUUGUUUCUGAGAGGAAAAACAAUUAGAGGAGGAAGUCUGGUCUAGUCAUUUAGAUCAUAUACCCCUAAAUUACUAUUUCCUUCUAUGCUACAGAGUACUCUAGUCUAUUACUCAGGAGUCCCAGUGCUACCGUUACCUAGCCAUGUUACCAUGGGGAAGCCACUUAAUCUCUGUGCCUCAGUUUACUUCUCUGUAAAUAGGUCAUGAUGCUUGCCUUACAGGUGCUAUGAAAUAACCAGUAUGAAGCUCUGCUUAUUCUGUGGCCCUAGAAUCUGCUGCAGAAUUCAGUGCCUACCCCAGAACUGUGCUCCAGGACCUGUUUUCAUUUAAAAAAAAAAGUCCGUUUCUAGGUCUUGUGGUUUGAAAAUAACCUUCCAGAUGUGAACUGAGCAUAAACCAAUGUAGUAAUGUCUUUCUGUGUAUACAAACAGGCUGAAACAACUUGCUUUGAAAUGCUCUUCAUUAAUUUCCAUGGGGGUGUUAAUCCUGAAACCUAACAUUAGUAUAAAUGGCAAUUUAGCAGAAAAUAUCCAGCUAAUAUGGUUAUUCCACAGUCCCAAAACAUUUUCCACACCUCCCCAGGUGCCUAAACAUCCAUUUCCCCAAACCAUCUGCCAAAACCUCCAACUUGUUUCUUAACUUCAGGAAUGUAUGAAACCAUUGUCAGUUAAAAACAGAAAUUUCAUUACACUAUAAUUGACACAAUAAAUGUUCCCUUGAUUUUAUUAUUUAUUUGGGUGAAAAUAGUUUUUUUUUUAAUUUACCUGAAGCUGCCCCAGAAAUUCCAGUCUGUCACAUCAGAGUGCUACAGAAAAGAGGUACCCUUUCUGCACAGUGUAGGUCUAGGUUACUGAACAAACAAAAGGGUUUUCAGCAUAGCAAUAAGAGUUAACAGUGUUGUCUCAAGCCACAUUAGAGGUCAGUGCAGUUAUUGUCUAUAUAGGAUGGUACUUCGUGACAAAUCUGGAGCAUAACCUUACAAUACUGAAACAUGAAGAAUUUGCAGUGGUUUUGCACACAUCUCGUUACUUUGAUUUUGUAUAUCCUCCACACCAAAACAAAAAAGUAUUACUAAGUUUAUGUAUAGAAAUUUGUAGCCAAAAUCUCUGGCCAGCAGAGCUGUGUGAAUGAUUAUUUCCUAUGGUGGGUGUUUUUUAAUUUAAAAAAAAGAAAGGAAAAAAAGCUAGAAAAUCAGACUGGCAAAACAAAUUGAGUAUAUUUGUAUUUUUCUUCCAAGAAAAAAAUUCCAAUUAUGCGAGAAAAGAAAGAGGAAGAAAAUGUUACAGAUGGGAGUCAAGGAGAAUGUCCAAAGAGAAGAAAGCAGCAGAGCAUAAUAACAGAAUCAGCUGAGUAUGACACUCAGGGGAAUCUACUCUGUUAUGCAAUUAAAUGUUAUAUUUAGAACAUGUUGAUAAAAGUUGAGAAUGUCUAAAACAGUAAUUUCUUAAAAUAAAUUCCUUCCAGGUGUGUAGUCCAAGAACGUUGAAUGGACAAAUGCAAAUAUAUUUUUGUAAAAUGGAGAAGAGUAGUAGUGGAAUCCCUUUUUGAUUUGCCUCCCUAGAAAUAUGAGCGCACACGUCCCUGGGUGAUCAAUGCAUGGAAAAAGCACAAAUACUUUUCUAGCAGUGUUGCUUCUUCUGCAGCAGGAAGGUAGAAUUGUGCAUUUGUGAGCCAGAUAUUAAUUGAUAUACUUGUGCCAUAAGAGAAUUUGAUAUUCUGGAUAAGAGCUUCAAGAAAUCUGCAAGGAUGGUGAAGACCCUGAUAGUUUAAUAGCAAACAUUCUUCAGGUCUUCUAUCAUGGUAGGAACUGCAUGUUCCAUGGGGACUAUUGUAAAUGGAUUUAUUGUGGUUAUGAAUUUCAUUGAGUGGAUUAAAAGCAAAAAACUCACCACAUGUGAUGCUAUCCUGAUCACUUUGGGCUUAUCCAGAUCUUUCUUUCAAUGUUAUGAGCCCUUGGAGAUGGCUUUGUGCUAUAGUGUUUCCCUAGAAAAUCUCUCUGAAUUAGUUAUAUGGAGAAUUGAUAGAGAGAACUGGAUUAGUGGUUUUGGCAUUGGAUUCACCCCAUCCUUCUUCAUGUUUAUUAUUUCUGCAGUCCUCUUAAUCUCAUCUCUAUGGAGAUACAACAGGCUGAUGCAAGAGGUUUCAUCCAGUUACCGCAAUGCCAGUGCAGAGUCCUGGAUCAGUGUCAUUAAAGCUCUUCUCUCCUUCAUUCUUUAUGCUUUCAAUGUUAUUGCUUUGUUUCUUUUGCUGUCAAAUAUUUCCUCUUUGGAAGCCCCUAGUUCAGUACCUGUACAAUUGGAUUGUCAUCUAUGCCUGUACACAAAGCAUGAUCUUGACAGUGGUGUGGAAACUGCAGGGAGGUGUGUUUGAGGUGAGCUGGAGGAUAAACUGAGGCAGCAGCAGGGCCCAUGCCCUGCUACACAGAUCCAGAAUGUGAGCAUUUUACAGUCCAUGGAGGUUCAUUACGGAAGAUUUCAUCAGGCUAGCGGGGUCUGGGCCACGCGCGAGAAUGGAGAAAAGAGGAACUAAACUAUAACUCCUAUGAGGCCCUGUGGCACCAUAGGCAGACGCAGUUUAAUAUCAAACUAAC